UCGGCUAAUGAAGAAACUUUACAGGAAAACGAUAUCGCAAAUUUGAACAAAACUAGUGAAAGAGGAACUUGAAGAACCGUAUUAAAUAGAUGGAGAAGGACACCACUUUGACUCAGAUUCUGCCUAAGCCACUGCCUAAGUUGGGUUCUUAACUAUAGAUUAUUUGUCAUGUAGAAUAUCUUUUGCCGGCAGUUCAUAUAUAAUAACAUUUCAUAUAUAUUCUCUUGCUCAAAAUUGUCCAUGUUUGUUAGUAAACGGUUUACAAUUUUUAAAUCGGCUAAAAACGACGCUCCCCUGAAUUGCCUGUGGUAGACAAAAGAAAAUUCUUCUAACGUCGGUUUUUCGGUUGCCAUUUGAAAACUUCAUGAAAGUGUGUUGCAACUGAGAAAGGUAGCCAAAUUUGAAAGAGAACUCUUUGUUUACAAAAAACUGGGUGCUUGGCAACGAAAAUCAGAUCCGCAGGUUGUAGUCUUCAAACACCAGCAGGCAAGUGAUAAAUAUGCCACCUUGAACUACCCAUCAUGGCUGCCCCGACACGAUCAACAAGUCAACCGAGUAACAUUUUAACAUCUUAAGAACAAAAAGUAUGUCAUAGAGCCACGUUCCAGUCAUGGCAAAGUCCCCGGGAAACUUGGAGUCGGGGCUAACCCGGUUUUUAAACACUCUCUACGCUUGCUUCCGCUUUAUGUCAAGAUUUCUUGUAUGCUGCCAGUUCUGUGAAUGUCCGACGCAUCAAAGAAAGUGUAAAAGGAAGGUUGAUGGAGAACAAAGCAUAGACUCCCAAACGACGAAUUCUAAAAGGAGUAGAAUUUCUGCUGCAGAAUUUAGCUUUCCAAAGCGUUAUAUUCUGGCGAUAAUGACUUUUCUUGGUUUUAUGAACAUGUACGCUUUGCGUGUUAAUUUGAACGUCGCUAUAGGCGCCAUGGUCAAUAAUCACACUGUACAACAGAAAGGAUACACGAUCACACGGGAAGCAGAAUUUGACUGGGAUUCAAAACUGCAAGGCAUAGUUCUGGGCUCGUUCUAUUAUGGAUAUGCCUUCUUGCAGCUGCCUGGUGGCUGCCUCGCUCUCAAGCUCGGUGGCACGAGAAUAUUUGGAUACGCCAUCUUUUUAGCCUCCAUGUUGACACUUCUGACUCCAGUGGCCACACGAUACAGUGUGUAUGGAAUGAUUGCUGUAAGAGCAGGAGAAGGGCUCAUGCUGGGCGCUGUGUUUCCUUGUAAUCAUGCUAUUUGGAGUAAAUGGGCUCCUCCACUGGAGCGAACAACUUUAGUUACCAUGGCGAUUUCAGGCUGUCACGUGGGUACUAUCAUAACUAUGCCAUUGUCAGGACUUUUAACAAAGUACGGCUUUGAUGGAGGCUGGGCCUCAGUUUUUUACUGCUUUGGUGCUGCUGGUAUAUUGUGGUUUGUUGCCUGGCAACUGAUUGUUCAUGAAUCACCUUCCAACCAUCCCACCAUAUCAGAGGAAGAGAAACAUUACAUCGAAAAUAGCUUUGAAAGAGGAAAUGAAGAUGCACCAAUACCAUGGAAGUCAAUCCUAACGUCCGUACCCGUGUGGGGAAUAAUGUUUGGUAACCUGGCCUCGGACUGGGGCCUUUACACCAUUCUCAUCUGUCUUCCAAUGUUUCUUCUUGAUAUUCUGCACUUCGAUAUACAGACAAUGGGAUUUCUUGCGGCCACACCUUUCUUAGUGAAGUCUCUCUCGGGUCCCUUUGGUGGCAUCACGGCCGAUCUUUUACGAAGAAGAGGACUAAGUACCAAAUCAGUUAGAAGAUUAUACUUCGCUGUCGGCGCAAUGGGAGCUGGGACAUUUAUCCUCGCUGCAGGUUACGCCAGGACUGCAACAGUAGCGGUCACUUGCAUGUGUAUCGGAGUAGCAGCCUCAGGACUGAUGCAUUCCGGGUAUAAUGUUAAUAUGUUGGAUAUUGCGCCGCGAUACGCGUGCGUAAUUAUGGGUCUGACUAACACUGUGGGAACAAUAACUGGAUUUCUUAGUCCUAUGAUGGUUGGAUAUAUCACUGUUAAUAAGGAAGCUGAAGAGUGGCGCACGGUAUUCUGGGUAACAUUUGUUAUCUAUGUGGUGGGAAUGCUUCUCUUUUGCUUGCUGAUGUCCGCUGAACAACAGCCUUGGGCAAACGGUGGCUCAAGUAAAAACAACGGCGAGAGAGAAGAAAUGACCAUGGAAGAACAAAGUUGACAAUAAUGAAAUUCACCAAGCUUUUCUAGUGACGUAUACAACAACUUGUACUGUGAUUCAAAAAAGAUAACAUUCGUUCAGAAGAGAACCAUCCAAGGACUUAUUUACUUGGUGUACAUAAUUUUAAUGAAAUAAUAUGGAAAACAAUGCGAACGGAUAGGACACGAUUUAUAACCAAGUAGUCAAAAAUAAAUUUAAUGUUAAAUUAUACAUAAAACAUGUCCUUAUGGAUCAGACAGGAAGAAUUCAACGAAUCAAAGUCUCUCCUUUACAUUUUACAGUCGGAACAUCUCAAAACUGGAGCCUCCUGGGGUGGAAAUGUGUGUCAGAUAUUUAUUUAUGAGAAGUUUGAAGCCAGGCUACAACUGAGAGUUUGCUAAGGAGAGGUGUCAACUGUACUUUACUUACAAAUUAAAAAUAAAACUUUUAGUACAAACACGAUGAGUAUCCACCUGACACACCAUCAGUGACUGACACUCGUACCAGCCCGAAAUAAGCUCUCUUGAUGAGAAAGGCACGUUAUUAGAGCAAAUGUCGACAGCAAUCUGUCGGGCUUUACAACUAUUAAAAGCCAAAUUAAACGGAGUACUUCCGUGAGUGUUUGCUCUCGGUGAAGAAUCAAUCGGGAACCAGCAUGAAAUAUCAGUAGCCAGAACCAAUAAAAAGUCACUGCUCGACACUACGGUUUUCUUGUUUCCCCGCUAUAACCUUUUUAAAUAUCACCAGAACUCAUGCUCACCAGCUUGUAUAUGUAUUUAAACGAAUUACAAAAUACUCCCUUAUUUGGGCGUGGAAUCCUCCGUAGGAGAAAAAUAUGACGGCUGUACAUCUUACCAUAAUACCAUGCGAACCUAACACAGCCCAUUAGGCACAAGGAAAACCAUAUUUCGUAAUACCUGUCCCUAUACUAACUACAUCGUUUACCCUCAAUUUGACGAUGUUAGAACUUUUCUAUACGUUUUUAUGAUCGUUGUGAAGGUUUUCAUGAGGAUAAAUGUACCAGUCGCCAUCUGUUUUUCUUACAGAAGAAUGGAAUUGAGUUACACAUUUGUCCCCAAGCCCCUCACUUCCAAAUAUGCAGUAUGACGUCUGAAAGCAACAUGAAUCGGGUGAAACAAGUGAGAAAGUGAACAACUAAACCGAACUAUCUAUUUUGGUCCAAUUUGUGUCCAAGUAAAGUCUUGAAAAUGGAAAAGACAAAGCAAUCCUUCAAAGCCGAACAGGAUGUUCGAAAGGUGAGAUUAGUUUACAGUUAUCGAUCGAGUCGCCUGGCAAGAAUGCGUAAAAUUUUACUUUUUUUGCAUUGAUUAAUGGGUAAUCAUAUGCCAGUGUGCUCGUGACAUUAGGAAAUAAUUCCACUUACGGU
Molecule: messenger RNA, 3566 nt
Organism: Orbicella faveolata
Lineage: Eukaryota; Metazoa; Cnidaria; Anthozoa; Scleractinia; Merulinidae
Product: vesicular glutamate transporter 2-like
Biological process (GO): transmembrane transport; monoatomic anion transport
Cellular component (GO): membrane
Molecular function (GO): transmembrane transporter activity
Source: RefSeq, a predicted model, not a curated record